Messenger RNA from Anoplophora glabripennis (Asian longhorned beetle), 396 nucleotides. Its product is annotated as inducible metalloproteinase inhibitor protein-like. The record is from RefSeq and is a predicted model, not a curated record. Bases 1 to 303 code for a protein of 100 amino acids. The transcript is spliced from 2 exons. Lineage: Eukaryota; Metazoa; Arthropoda; Insecta; Coleoptera; Cerambycidae.
AUGAUGAAGUGCUGGCUGUUUCUCGUGUUCCUUGGAUACCUUAGUGGCACUAGUUUUGGAAAAUACCUACCACCUGGGGGAUUGGUAUGGAUCAACUGUACAAGACCAAAUGAAUACUACGAUUGCGGUAGCGCCUGUCAGACCGAGUGUGCUACUCUAGGACAACCAUGUCCAAUUAUAAACGUAAGGUGUAACGAUGACUGCUACUGUAUGGAUGGAUAUGCCAGAGAUGAUAAUGGUGUCUGCAUUAGAAUAGAGGAUUGUCCCGCAAAAUAUAUUUGCUAUUCUACAUACAAAAAAUAAACUGUUAUAUUCAUUCCGUUAUUGACUAAAUUUAUUACAACCCUAAAAAAGAAAUAAAUAUGUAGCUUAUAAUAUAACUCUGUUAUGUGCUUA